Messenger RNA from Culex pipiens pallens (northern house mosquito), 1103 nucleotides. Its product is annotated as ecdysone-induced protein 74EF-like. The coding region runs from base 54 to 833 and encodes 259 amino acids. Lineage: Eukaryota; Metazoa; Arthropoda; Insecta; Diptera; Culicidae. The transcript is spliced from 4 exons. The record is from RefSeq and is a predicted model, not a curated record.
CACAGCUUACGCUGGCUUUGGCAAGUUUACGGGGUGGCUCGGCCAUCGUGGCGAUGCCAUUCAUCGACGAAGACCUGCUAUGGUGUCCGGACAGUGAUGGCCAACGGCUGGUUGAUCUGCAGGCCUGUCUUCAGGAAACCAACGUAAUAAACCACCAAACGGACGCCACCGGAAAUGGCUGUGAUUUGAACAAUCUUGAAGAAUCGCUCUGCAACGACUCGGACGAGCUGCUGCGCCAGCUGUCCGAGAACACCUUCGAGCUCGAGCAGUUUUUUCAAGAUUUUCCCGCAACCGAGAUUAAAGUUGAGGAAAACAACAAUGACCUCCAGCUGGACGAGGAAACGAGUGGUCAGAUCUUCCUGCAGAGCUGCACCCAGCUGCUGUCCUCGGCGGCGGCCGUUGCUGUCGCCAACUCGCAGCUCAAUGCCCUCGCCGCCGGGGACUGCGGUCUGGGUGGCAUCGGCAGCGUGGAUGGGCCCGCUGGUGGCCUCCUCAUGGGCGGUGGUGGAGGAGGAGGCGGCGCCAACAGUGCCGAAAGUCAGCUCCAAGAGCAGCUGCUUUUGGUGCAGGCCCAGGGCAUUCUGCAGCAGCAGCAGAACCGCUUCCAGCAGCUGGCCACCAACACGCUGCUGGCGGAGAAGCUGCUGCAGAACCAAACCACGCUGACCGCGCUCGACGGCAGUGGGACCACGGUCAUGACGACGGAAGUGCACGGGAACGGACGCGCCGGAAAGCCGCCCGACAUUGUGAUAAAAGGUAAGCCGAAAAGCCAUUCGACCAACAUUGGCACAAAUCCCACGUGGAGAUUCCACCUGUCAACGAGCAUCGAGUAGUACCUAGCACAUCUUCCAAGGAAACCGUUCUAAUCCUCUCUUCAGACGACGCCCUCCCUCACCUUGUUGCCAGGGAGGUGGCCCAACGAAGCCGAGAGGAAAUAAAUAAUUAAUGAUCCUAAUUUCCUAAUGAAACGUCUCGAAUUUAAAGCGUUUUCGUUAUCAUCGCAGCAACCGCCGCACGAGAGACUAAUCAUCUGCUGUCAGCGUUUGUUUGCAGUGUCUCGCCGGUUGCAGCAUAUUUGGCGCUUUGUUUGUUUGUUCCGGCGC